Molecule: messenger RNA, 1381 nt
Organism: Medicago truncatula (barrel medic)
Lineage: Eukaryota; Viridiplantae; Streptophyta; Magnoliopsida; Fabales; Fabaceae
Exons: 8
Coding region: 62-991 (309 amino acids)
Cellular component (GO): chloroplast
Source: RefSeq, a predicted model, not a curated record
GGGUGAGAAAUGCAUUAUCCAUUCUAGCGGGAAGAAACAAAACGGUUGGAGGAGACCAACAAUGGUCUUGGUUUGUUCUUCUUCCACACUUUCACUCACAAAGCUUGUUCCUUUCACUUCAACAACACCAUUUGGUUCCUCUUUCCUAUCCAACAGAGACACUAAUGUUUCUGUUGCUGUUCCAUUACUUGUUUGCCAUGCUAAGAAAAAAAUCGGUUUUUUUGAUCAAAUUCUAGAUUACAUUGAAGGUGGUCCUAAAUUAAGGAAAUGGUAUGGUGCACCUGAUCUUCUUGAAAAAGAAGGUACUUCCACAGCAAAUGAUGGUGAUGAUGAUUUUCCAGAAGAUGAAGUUAGGGAUGCAGUCCUGGUAACAGACGGAGAUAGUGAGAUCGGUCAGAUGGUGAUAUUGUCAUUGAUUGUAAACAAAUCUCGAAUAAAGGCAUUGGUGAAGGAUAAAAGAGUUGCACUUGAAGCCUUUGGAAAUUAUGUUGAGUCAAUGACAGGAGAUACAAGCGACAACCGAUUCCUCAGGAAAGCUCUGAGAGGAGUUUGUACAAUUAUAUGCCCAAACGAGGGUUUUAUUUCCAGUGUUGGUAGCCUUCAAGGGGUAAAGCAUGUGGUCCUCUUAUCACAGUUGUCAGUUUAUAGUGGUAAAACUGGCAUUGAAUCUAUGAUGAAAAACAAUGCAAAGAAAUUGGCUGAGCAAGAUGAAUCUGUAUUAAGGAGCUCAGGAAUUCCUUACACCAUAAUCAGGACCGGUGAAUUACAAGAUACACCUGGUGGGAAGCAAGGCUUUACCUUUGACAAGGGUGUUGCAGCUACCGGAAGUAUUAGCAAAGAAGAUGUGGCGUUCGUAUGUGUAAAAGCACUGGAGUUUGUCCCACAAACUGGACUCAUAUUUGAAGUGGCCAAUGGGGAAAAUAAAAUUCCAGAUUGGAAAGAGUGUUUGGCCACAUUGAUGGAGAAAUCAAGUCAGCAACCUCUUCAAUGAACAUUCAUAAGACAUGCAGCCAAAAUAUGGCUGUCAUUAAAUCAGAACAAAAUUUGAGUUUAUGUUUUGCAUCUGAUCUAUUGAUAUUGAAAUGAGCAAUCCAAUCUUCAUAUGUUGGUUUGUUUUUACUGCAACAAAUCCAAGUUCGUGUAUCUUCAUUUUUAUUCUUUAUGUAUCAAGUGCAAAUGGUAUGUAUUCCAUUUCAAAAAAUCUCAUGAUUUGCGGUUUUUCUAACCUUCAUCUGAACAAAAUUAUUGUCUUUGAGCUAAAAUUAGAACUAGACCUCUGCAUAUGUUACUAAAGUUCUACAAUGAACCUUCAUUGUUGCAAGGUGCAAUGAUCCCUACUGCUUUAAACAUGAAUCCAGAAAUCGACCAGCUUCGCAUGUGA